CUUUUCCGCUCUUUUGCUUAUGCCGCGCGCCAUUUUUAAAAAUACUUUUAUAAAUUCAACAAAGCAUUAUUGUGUUGUUAUUCUCCCCCUCCCCUUUUUUGCCUCUUUUUGCCCUCAUUUGGCAAGAGGUGGUUGUCGGUCUAUUGCUUUUUCAACUUGUCGUUCUCUUCAAUAGGCAAUCGAAUUUGUUGAAAAUUUAAAAGUUGAAGGAGGGGAGGAAUUGUGUGUGCAAGUAUUAUUUUGG
Molecule: messenger RNA, 244 nt
Organism: Meloidogyne enterolobii
Lineage: Eukaryota; Metazoa; Nematoda; Chromadorea; Rhabditida; Meloidogynidae
Source: the annotation of a GenBank genome assembly